Molecule: messenger RNA, 897 nt
Organism: Danaus chrysippus (African queen)
Lineage: Eukaryota; Metazoa; Arthropoda; Insecta; Lepidoptera; Nymphalidae
Source: the annotation of a GenBank genome assembly
AUGGUUCACAAAAUUUUAGAACUUUACAGUGGAAUAGGAGGCAUGCAUUGUGCUUGGAAUGCUUCAGAAUUAAAUGGCGAAAUAAUUACUGCUGUUGACAUUAAUACUGUAGCAAAUGAAGUAUACAAAUAUAAUUUUCCUAACACUCCACUAAUAACGAAGAAUAUUCAGUCUCUCUCAUAUGAAGACAUUAAGAAAAUGAAUAUUUAUUUUGAAGAAUUAGAUAAUAUUGAAUACAUUCUCAUGGAGAAUGUUAAAGGAUUUGAAUGUUCUACUGUAAGAAAUUUAUUCAUUAAUAAAUUAAAAAAAUGUAAUUUUGUGUAUCAAGAGUUUCUAUUGUGCCCAACAAGUGUUGGUGUACCAAACUCUAGGUUAAGAUAUUACUGUAUAGCUAGAAAAAACACAUCAGAAUGGAGUUUUAAAAGGACAGAUGAAAUUAUAACAAAAUUGCCAAAAGAAUAUGGUGGACCUCAUACAUUGGAAGAAAUUCUUGAAACAAAUGUCCCGGAAAAAUAUUUGCUAACAAAUAAUUUCUUAAAAAGAGCAUAUCUAUUAGAUAUAUGUUAUAAACAUUCGAAAAGAUCAUGUUGCUUUACAAAAUCUUACACACAUUAUGUUGAAGGUACUGGCUCCGUUUACACAGACUCGACCCCUGAGGAAGUUGAAAACUGCAUUAAAGAAGCAAAACAAUAUGAAGUCGGCAAAGAAGAAUAUGUUAACAGAUUUCAACAGUUGAAACUGAGAUUCUUUACGCCAAAAGAAGUAUUAGCAUUAAUGAUGUUUCCUAAAAGCUAUAAAUUCCCUGAGAAGACAACCACAAAACAGUGUUACCGAUUACUUGGUAAUAGUGUCAAUGUAAAAGUUAUAAGCGAAUUACUCAAACUAUUGUUUGAAUAA